UGUGUAGGUAUUUUGCUGUAUAAGUGUACAUAUACUGUGUCUCUUUAAGGGUGGUCAAAAAAAAACGUGUAGAGGGGGUAAUGCACGCUUGUAAGUUUCACUUUACCUGUAGAUGCCGGUUACUUCUUCUAAUAUUCUACAUUAAUAAAAUGCGCUGUCACAAGACUAUAUCGGCUCUUGUGAAAUUUCGCUAAAUGCUGAUAUUUCGAAAAAAUCACUCGAUCGUCGCCGAUGCUUUAUUUUCGCUUCGAUAUUUCGUCGUUUCAGUUUAAAAAAAAUUGUCGCGAAUUUAUUUUGUAAAUUUUUUUCAAUUUCACUUUGAAAUUUUUUUAAAAUUUUUAUUCGGUUGGUUGAAUUUUUUUUUAAUAUGGUUUUUAAUGAUAUGAUGUAAAGUGAAUGAAUUUACAAAAAUCGUGUUGAUUGAAAAUAUUUCGCGUAUUUUUUUUUGUUUUUUAGAUUUUUCGGUUCGAUUUUUUCAAUUGGUUUUUUUUUGCAUUUUAUGCGAGUGUUCGUUGGUGUUGUGUUGGUAAAAAUUCGAAAAAUUUAUUCAACGAAGCAACGUUAUUGCCUAUUCCUGGAUGGUACAUUGUCCACAGCCUAAGCAGCCGAUACCCUGCGAAAAAAUAUGCAGUCCAAUGUAGCUGAAUGAAUUACACACGCGGAGCGUGCCAAAGUCAACCCAUACCUAUACAGACGAGCUGAGACUUCACAAAUUCGAUUUACCAGAGAGCGAAAAUAUUUAAAUUAAAAAAAAAACUACCCAUAUGGUGGAUAGACGCAAUAAUUUAAUAUCGGUGUUGAAACGUUCCUAUCUGAAAUAUUAUGACCAUCUAUUACGUAUUUUAUUCAAGAUUAUUUAUAUUAGAGAAUUUUGAGCAGAUACACCACCACCUGCAGCAGUCAUCGUCACAAAGCAAAUAUUGCGAUACUUUGCGCCGCGUUGUUUGAGAAGUUUCGAAUACUCUUGUAGUAUACCUACCUAGUAAAUACCUACCUACAUAGAAACCGUAUAAUCAAAAUGACUAAAAGUCAAUAUUUAAAAGUUGGCAGAUCGGCCAAAAAUAGAAUAUUCGGUAGCAUAGCACCUAUACGAAGGUUUAGCUCGGUUGCUUCGCCCAGACAUUCAAAUGGAACGCCCAUUCAGAUGCUGGUGUCGGAAAAGUUCACCAUUAGUAAUAGUCGCUUAGCGGUGAUAGUAGUGGGAAUUUUUACGUUAGCUAUUGGAAUCAUUUUGUCGUCGAUUCCUUGGUUAGACUACAUUAUAAUGAAGAAUUUAAAAUUACUCAACGGAACGUUAUCCUAUCAUUAUUGGCAUAAACCUGGAGUUAUAAGACUGACUAAAGUAUUUAUAUUUAAUGUAACCAAUCCCGAUGGUUUUCUGCAUAAUGGAGAGAAACCGAAAUUAGUCGAAUUCGGCCCGUUCGUUUAUAGAGAAGAUAUGGAAAAAGUGAACACGAGGUUUUACGAUAACGGCACCACAGAAUUCCAGCACUUUAAAGUAUUGAAUUUCGUACCAGAGAUGUCGAUAGCCGGAGCAGAGGAUCUGGUAUUCACCGUACCAAAUAUCCCGUUAUUGACGUUGACGACGAUGGCGAACAAUCUGCAUUGGGGCAUAGUCUGGCAUGGUAUAUCGGGGUCGUUAAGUUGGCUUCGUAUGGAGCCUUUCAAAAAGGUCAACUUCCACGAGUUCAUUUGGGGAUACGACAGCGUGAUAACUGACGUAGCCAACAGGUUCCUCCCCAAAGAAAAACGACCGCCGCAAAAAAUGGGUAUAUUUUUAACGCGAAAUGGCACACUGGCCGAUACAGCAACUAUAUUCAAUGGCGAGAAAGGUUGGGAAAAUUUCGGAUAUAUGGAUCGUCUGAACGGGCUGGAUCACUUGCCGUAUUGGGAUCCGCCGUGUAAUUCGAUCGCCGCAUCCGAAGGUUCCUUGUUUCCGCCGCGUUCUGUUACCAAAUCGGACAUAGUGCAUUUGUACGAUAAAGAUUUGUGUCGAAUUUGGCCCAUGCAGUACAGAUACGAGACCACGAAAAAAGGCAUAGAGUGCGGCUACUACACCCCGGUUGACAAUAUCUUUAGUCCGGAAGAAUCCGAGAAUAGUACGUGUUUUUGCGGAGGAUUACCAUGCCCGCCUAAGGGACUUCAGAGUAUAAGCCCGUGUCAGUUUGAUGCUCCGCUCGGCAUAUCAUUUCCACAUUUCUUAAACGCUGCUCCAGAACUAUUGAAUUCAGUCGAAGGUCUUUCACCCGAUAAAGAAAAACACGAAUCUUUCGUCAAGAUCAAUUCGAAAUUGGGCGUACCUUUGGAAGCUCGGAUUCGAAUACAGCUCAAUUUGAUGGUCGAACACUCGACGAUGGGCGUGGUUCGAGAUUUCCCCACUUUUAACUUCCCUGUGAUGUGGCUCGAAGAGGGUGUCGAAGAACUUCCCGACCAUUUGCAAAUACUCCUCUACCUCUCGACAACGUUCGCCGAUCGCAUAGUUCCUUACAUAACAUACGGCAUGGCAGCCUUCGGAGGUCUAAUCUUAAUCGUCGUAUUUUUACGAACCUACAAAAACUACAUAUUUACCCAACAAUCCAUCGAGCUGGGUAAACGCACAUUACGUCGAGGCAGCAGCUUCUUCACGACCGGUCAGCAGAAGCUAAUGAUGCUACGAGAAUCCUACACCCUUUUGAACAGUCCGCUAGCAGAAACUGAAACAGAACAGGAAAGUUCUACUUGAGUGAGUGUCCUGGAAAUGGUACAGCGCGCAGCGCCCAGCGCUCAAUUCGCAGACCGCGAAACGGUCGCGGUAAGAAGAAAAAAAAACUCGAAUUAGCCUAAUUCGUAGGUAUAUAGCCUAUAUGAUACUCUUGCUAUCCAAGCAAAAGAUGAUGUCUUACGUAAGCAACAACAACAACGCUGCAGCUAAUGACUUGUGUAUCAACGCCCAAACGUGCCUGUUACUUUAUAUAAAAACCAGUUCCCAAGCGGUCGAUUUAGAAUGGAAAAAAAAGGUACAAAAAAUUGCAAAUUUUUAUUUAUUCCAUUAUUCCUCGAGUCGUUUACACCCUCCCUCCCUCCCCUACCCCCUUUUUCUAUUAGCGUAGAAAUCCAUCUACGCGAAUAAUAUACAAAAAAAAGCAUUUAUUAUCGUUCGUUCGUUUUUUUUUCUUAUUUCAUUUUUUUGUUUUUAAAUUAUUAUUAUUUUCUAUACUACUACGUACGUAUAAUUAUAACUAUUAUAAUAAUUUUAUAUCGUUAUUAUUUUUUUAAUAAAAAUGAAAAUUUGCAAUUUUUUGUCGUCGACCCGACAGGAGCGAGGUAAUUCUUUAAACUUUCUAUACGUAAUUUUAGACAAUAUAUUGAAUAUUCGUCGCGAGUCGAGUGUUACCUACAUGAUAAAAAAUAUAUUAGAUGUGUAUUACGUAUCUACAUAGGUACGUAGCGAUUGUAAAUUAAAAAGCAAAAAAAAAACGUAAAUUUUAUUGUAUAAAAAAUUUAUAUAUUUUAGAUACCUACUUACAUAUGUUUACGACGAUUUUAAAUCUGUACGUAACGUUAUACGAGGAAUAUAACGUUAUGUAAUUGUUUAUACCAUCGCUCGUUGAAAGAAGAGCUAAUAAUCAGUAGAGCGUGUGUUGUAUAAGACACACUGGUGGUUUAUUUUAAUUCUUUCUUCUUUUUUUUUUUUAUCGUUCGAUUCGUUUUUUUUAAAGCGUCGAAAAAAAUGUUGUAACUUAAUCUGAUCGUGUUAUAAAAAAAAUAUGUCAUCCAAAGUAGAUCGUAUUUAUAUAGUUCAAGUUGCCGGUAUAUUUUAGUACCUAGUUUGUUUAUAUUUCUUUUUUUCCUAGAAAAAUUUUUACCAUUUUUUCCAUCUGUUGAAAUACUUGUCAACGUUUAUCACAACGAAUUUGGAAAAAUAACCGAAUUAAAUUAAAAUGAGAAAAAAAAUUUCGAAAUUGUCAAAAAUAUUGUUUUUUUUUGGAUGAAAAAUUAAAAGAACUCGUACCAUCAAUAAUUUUGAGGAAAAGCUGAUCGUAUAAUUUACGAGACCAGAAUUUUAAAAAAAAAUCAACCUCUUCCUCCUCAACGGAGCAAUUUUGUAAAAUAUGUGAGAUUUUUAAUGAAUAUUUUUGCAUCAUCUUAAUCAAUACUUGUAGAGAUUAGCUUAUCGAGCAGUUAGCAGUGGAGGGGGAGGGGACGAAAGAGCAAGUGAACCUCUUGCGACAAAACCUCACCCAAAUGAGCCCUUGAAAUGAUCUCAAUUUUUUUUUUUUUCAUUUCAAAAAGUGAAUGAGCUCCUAAAAAAAUAUUUGUAUUUAUUAUGUAGCUGGACAACCCUGGAAAAGCUUGGGGGUCUCUUUCGAGAAAUUGUCAGUCUAUUCUUAGGGAAGGGAGGGAGGGAGGGAGGGAGGGAGAAUCUGAAAAAUUAUAUUUUCGUGGAUUUUAAUGGAUGAAAAAAUUGCACAAUUUUGUGUAAAAAUGGAACACCAAAAAUGCUACGUUUACCUUGUUUUGAGAUUUUUUUGUUUUUUUUUGGGGGGGGGAGAGAAGAGGGGUAUGAAAAGAAGGCUACUCUAAAAAAAAAAAAAAAAAAAAAAACACAGAAAAAAAGAGAAAUAGGAAUCGAAUUAUGGGUUUUUGAGGACGCUGAUUUCAGUUACAACAAUUCUUUUCUCCAAAGACCGAAAAUAACUUCACUAAGAUGGUGAAGAGGGGAGGGAAGGGUGAUAAGAAAUUGAAAAAAAUACAAUAUGGGUAUCGAAUUAAGGAUUUUUGAGGACGCUGAUUCCGAUUUCCUCAACUAUUUGCCCCAUUGAUCGAUAAUAAUUCCACCGAGGAGACAAAAGGGGGAGAGAGGGGGGGACACAAAAUGCAACUCUGGUAUCGAAUUAUAGGCAUUUGAGGGAGCUGAUUGUAAUUUCAUCAACUACUUUGCCUUAUAGACCAAAACAAAUCCAUCAGAAUUGGGAGGGGAGGGGAAGGAAAAGGAGGAGGGGAGGGGGGUGAGAAAAAUAUUCAAGGAUCAAGAUGUAUUCGAAAAUGAAAUCUUUGUCCUAAAAACCCCACAUUUUGAUAUGGUUCCUCUUCUCAGGGGUUUAUUUGGGAUUUUGGGGUCAAAUAAUCCAAAGAAAGAAAGAAAGAAUAAAAUAAAAUCUUCACUAAAAUAUUGAAUUUUUUGAAAAUUUUCAAUUUGGUAUUUUCUUCAAAGGCUUAUUUUGGAUACUUGGGUUAAAUGGUCCACAAAAAUGAAAUCUGUGUCCUUAAAACCUCACAUUUCGAUAUGAUUCCUCAUUCUACGAGCUCAGUAGAAAUUUUGUGGUCAUAUGAAAAAAAAAAAAUUCAAAAUCCAAGUUUUAAUAUCAGUAUCAAAUUUUUUGAAAAUUUUAAAUUUUGUGCUUCCUCUCAAGGCUUAUUUUGGGUUUUUGAGGUCCAAGUGAUCUUCAAAUUUAAAUCCUGGGUCGUCCUAGGAAGUCCACACUUUGAUACGGUUUCUUUUCUGAGGGGCUCAUUUGGGAUUCUGGGGUCAAAUGGUCCACAAAAAUAAAAUCUGCGUCCUCAAAACCUCACAUUUUGAUAUGAUUCUUCUCCUCAAAGCUCAUUUGAAAUUUUGGGGUCAUAUCAAAAAAAAAAAAAAAAAAUCAAAA
Molecule: messenger RNA, 5630 nt
Organism: Planococcus citri (citrus mealybug)
Lineage: Eukaryota; Metazoa; Arthropoda; Insecta; Hemiptera; Pseudococcidae
Gene: dsb
Product: debris buster
Exons: 11
Coding region: 1019-2722 (567 amino acids)
Cellular component (GO): membrane; cytoplasm
Molecular function (GO): scavenger receptor activity
Source: RefSeq, a predicted model, not a curated record